This is a messenger RNA of Cervus elaphus (red deer), 3217 nucleotides long. It is a transcript of the gene SPPL2B, whose product is annotated as signal peptide peptidase like 2B. Gene Ontology annotation, cellular component: lysosomal membrane; lumenal side of endoplasmic reticulum membrane; cytoplasmic side of endoplasmic reticulum membrane. The transcript has 15 exons. Gene Ontology annotation, biological process: membrane protein proteolysis. Lineage: Eukaryota; Metazoa; Chordata; Mammalia; Artiodactyla; Cervidae. Gene Ontology annotation, molecular function: aspartic endopeptidase activity, intramembrane cleaving. The coding region runs from base 70 to 1821 and encodes 583 amino acids. The record is from RefSeq and is a predicted model, not a curated record.
UGCGCGGCGCUCUGCGCUGGGGCGUUGCUGGGAGACAUCUGCCGACGCCUGUGGCGGGGACCGGGCGACAUGGCGGCGGCGGCGGCGCUGGCGCGGCUCGCAGCGGCCUUCCUUCUCCUCGCGGCCCAGGUGGCCUGUGAGUAUGGCAUGGUGCACGUGGUAUCUGAGACCGGUGGCCCCAAAGGCAGAGACUACUGCAUCCUCUACAACCCACAGUGGGCCCACCUGCCGCAUGACCUCAGCAAAGCGUCUCUCCUGCAGGUGCGGAACUGGACCAGCUCCGUGCUCUGCUCUCCUGCUGACCUCCCCCCCAAAGGCUUCAGCAACCAGAUUCCGCUGGUGGCACGGGGGAACUGCACCUUCUACGAGAAAGUGCGGCUCGCCCAGGGCAGCGGGGCCCGCGGGCUGCUCAUUGUCAGCAAGGAGGCGCUGGUACCCCCGGGAGGCAACAAGACACAGUAUGAGGAGAUUGGCAUUCCCGUGGCCCUGCUCAGCUACCGAGACAUGCUGGACAUUUUCCAGACUUUCGGCCAGGCAGUGCGGGCGGCGCUACAUGCCCCCAAGGAGCCCAUGCUGGACUACAACAUGGUCAUCAUCUUCCUCAUGGCCGUGGGUACCGUCGCGCUCGGGGGCUAUUGGGCCGGGAGCCGGGAUGUCAGGAAGAGAUACAUGAAGCACAAGCGGGAUGAUGGGCCCGAGAAGCAGGAGGACGAGGCUGUGGACGUGACGCCUGUCAUGAUCUGCGUCUUCGUGGUCAUGUGCUGCUCCAUGCUGGUGCUGCUCUACUUCUUCUAUGACCAGCUUGUCUAUGUCAUCAUUGGCAUCUUCUGCCUGGCCUCCUCCACCGGCCUCUACAGCUGCUUGUCACCGCUCGUGCAGAGGCUGCCGUUCUGCAAGUGCAGGGUCCCCGACAACAGCCUGCCCUAUUUCCACAAGCGCCCUCAGGUCUGCACACUGCUCCUGGCGCUGCUGUGUGCGGCCGUCAGCGUGGUGUGGGGCAUCUUCCGGAAUGAGGACCAGUGGGCUUGGAUCCUUCAGGACGCGUUGGGCAUCGCCUUCUGCCUCUACACCUUGAAGACCAUCCGCCUCCCCACGUUCAAGGCCUGCACACUGCUGCUGCUGGUGCUGUUCAUCUACGACGUCUUCUUCGUGUUCAUCACGCCCUUCCUGACCAAGAGCGGGAACAGCAUUAUGGUGGAGGUGGCGACCGGGCCUUCGGACUCAGCCACCCAUGAGAAGCUGCCCAUGGUGCUGAAGGUUCCCAGACUGAACGCCUCACCACUGGCCCUGUGUGACCGCCCCUUCUCCCUCCUGGGCUUCGGGGACAUCCUGGUCCCAGGGCUGCUCGUGGCCUACUGCCACCGCUUCGACAUCCAGGUGCAGUCCUCCAGGGUCUACUUCGUGGCCUGUACCAUCGCCUAUGGCAUCGGGCUCCUGGUGACGUUUAUGGCGCUGGCCCUCAUGCAGCGUGGCCAGCCCGCCCUCCUCUACCUCGUGCCCUGCACGCUCGUCACCAGCUGUGCCCUGGCGCUCUGGCGCAGGGAGCUGGGCGUGUUCUGGACGGGCGGCGGCUUAGCGAAGGACCUACCUCAGUCGCCCUGGGCGCCCGCCCCCGCCGACGGCCCGCAGCAACCCCGUGCCGACCCCGACGCCGCCCCCGCCCCCGCCCCAGGCCGGGAAACUCCUGGCGAAGACGCGGUCCCAACCCCUCCGCCGGCGGAGCAGACCCCAGAACCGUCUGCGCCCGAGAAGGAGCUCGAGGCAGACGCGCCCCCCCAGGAACCCGAACGCCUCUCGGCCCCAUCCGGCCCCUCGGCCUAGGGGAGGGUGCAGACUCGGCGCCGCGCCCCCGGACUGGACCCGCGCGGCCCCCAACUUGGUGCUCUGGUCUGGCCGAUGCGCACGUCCUCCUCCAGCCCGCCGGCCGCACCCCGGCCCCCAGCCCUGCUCCGAGCUCGCGUGGCCGUGAAGCCCCCGGCCGGCAGAGGCCACCCCCACGCGCGAUCCACCUCCUGCGCGGUGGUGUCCUGGGGAGGGCAGAGCGGCACCCCCGCCGGUGGCCUCAGACAUGCCCAGUUUGGUGCUUACCCCGCUGCUGCUUCCCUGGGGUCGGGGGCGGGAGAGGGAGGGGCUCUGGUCCGCAGGGCCCCCGGGGCUUGGACUGGGGCUGUCGCUGGUCCGGUGGGGUUGGGCCCCAGCGGUGAGCGCACAGCCCCUGUGCUCCAGCUCCUCCAUGUUUUAAUAAAUGGCCACGGCUUUUUGAGAUCUUGGUAGUGUCGCCUCUUGGGGUGCGAGCCCCUCGGACUGCUCCUCCGAAGCAGGGGGGUGGCUGGCGCCAGGCCGGUGGCCCUAUUUUGCCUUUCCGCUUAGAGGAACUCGGCCCCCACCCUUGCCGCGGUCACCUGCACGUUCAGCACCCCAUCAGUGCACGCACCUGGGCCUCCAGCUACCCCGGGCGGGCGGAGAGCUUCCGGAAUGUGGGAGGGGGGCUCUGGAACUGGCUUACGUCUUCUACCUCACAGACAGGGUUCUCUGAACCUCAGGACGGAGAUGCCGCCGCCCCCACGUCGGGCUGGCCAGGGAGCCACCGCCCGGACAGGCAUCCGGGGCUGUGACCGCCAGGGCCCCGGCCUACUCCUUCACGUCCACGACGAGAGGCGAGGCCCAGACCCUUCGACCGCACGCUGGCUCCGCGUCCCUCCCGUCCCGCCGGUCUCCAAACCAUGAUCCAUUCCAAUUGAUACCAGCGCCAGACUCACGUCUCAGCCACGCCUCCGAGGAAGAAACCAUGUUUGUUUCUGAAAAAAAAAAAAAAAAAACCAGAAGACGUCUACCACCUGUUUCUGUGUUUCCUAAGAAGAACAGGUGACCCCGCGGUUGGGUUGGGGUGGCGCAGCUGGACCUGCCCCGCCCCACCCCACGGGAGCCCCUGGCCUCGGAGGCGGGACGGGGAGGCAGCCACCGGGCAGGGGGGGAGGGGAGGGAGGGUCCGAGCGGACCCCGUCCUUCCCGGAGGACCACGCCUUCCUGUAAGCCAUUUUGUACGUCGUCAAUGUUCGAACGCGGAUGGCAUUUCUCUCUUUUUUUUUUCCUGUUUCUGAAGUUUGACAAAUGUCAAGGAAUUCAAAGCGGGAUAUUAGUUCCUGAAGUUUCCAUUUGCAGUUUCUGCCUUGCUUCUGUUUGAAUCUUGUAAUUAAACACAGCUUUUGAUAUUUAU